Messenger RNA from Egretta garzetta (little egret), 2790 nucleotides. It is a transcript of the gene GRID1, whose product is annotated as glutamate ionotropic receptor delta type subunit 1. The transcript has 14 exons. Gene Ontology annotation, molecular function: glutamate-gated receptor activity; transmitter-gated monoatomic ion channel activity involved in regulation of postsynaptic membrane potential. Gene Ontology annotation, cellular component: plasma membrane; postsynaptic membrane. Bases 4 to 2790 code for a protein of 928 amino acids. The record is from RefSeq and is a predicted model, not a curated record. Gene Ontology annotation, biological process: modulation of chemical synaptic transmission; synaptic transmission, glutamatergic; monoatomic ion transport. NCBI's taxonomy places the organism in Eukaryota, Metazoa, Chordata, Aves, Pelecaniformes, Ardeidae.
CUGAUGACCCUGGGGAUCUUAGCCUUAGUGACCUCCACUGGUUGUGCCUCGGCCAACGCCCUGCAGUCCCUGACGGAUGCCAUGCACAUCCCACACCUUUUUGUACAGCGCAGCACGGGAGGCUCCCCACGCACAGCCUGCCACCUGAACCCCAGCCUGGAGGAGGAGGAGUACACGCUGGCUGCCCGACCACCCGUCCGCCUCAAUGAUGUCAUGCUGAAACUGGUCACUGAGCUGCGGUGGCAGAAGUUCAUAGUAUUUUAUGACAGUGAUUAUGAUAUACGCGGACUGCAGGGAUUUCUCGAUCAGGCCUCAAGACUGGGACUUGAUGUAUCAUUACAAAAAGUGGACAGGAACAUCAGCAGAGUCUUUGCCAACCUUUUCACUACCAUGAAAACACAAGAGCUGAACCGCUAUCGGGACACAUUGCGAAGGGCUAUCUUACUCCUAAGCCCACGGGGAGCGCAGACUUUUAUUAAUGAGGCUGUGGAAACCAACCUUGCAUCAAAGGAUAGUCACUGGGUCUAUGUAAAUGAGGAAAUCACUGAUAAUGAAAUAUUAGAAUUGGUACAUAGUGCUCUGGGGAGGAUGACAGUUAUCCGGCAAAUUUUCCCUCUCUCAAGGGACAACAAUCAGAGAUGCAUGAGGAACAAUCACCGGAUAUCAUCCCUGCUGUGCGAUCCACAAGAAGGCUAUCUUCAGAUGCUGCAGGUUUCCAACCUGUACCUGUACGACAGUGUGCUCAUGCUGGCCAAUGCUUUCCACAGAAAACUGGAGGACAGGAAAUGGCACAGCAUGGCAAGUCUGAACUGCAUGAGGAAAUCCACCAAGCCUUGGAACGGAGGACGAUCCAUGCUAGAGACUAUUAAGAAGGGCCAUAUAACUGGGCUUACUGGUGUUAUGGAGUUCAGAGAAGAUGGCGCCAACCCCUAUGUUCAAUUUGAAAUACUGGGCACUAGCUACAGCGAAACAUUUGGCAAAGAUGUGCGGAGGUUGGCAACGUGGGACUCUGAGAAAGGACUGAAUGGUAGUCUACAAGAGCGACGCCUGGGCAAUGACUUACAAGGACUGACACUCAAAGUGGUGACUGUCUUGGAAGAACCUUUUGUGAUGGUGGCGGAGAACAUACUUGGGCAACCAAAACGAUAUAAAGGAUUUUCAAUUGAUGUCCUGGAUGCGCUUGCCAAGAAUCUGGGCUUCAAGUAUGAGAUAUAUCAAGCUCCUGAUGGCAAAUAUGGACAGCAGCUUCAAAACAGCUCUUGGAAUGGCAUGAUUGGAGAACUCAUUAACAAGAGAGCAGACCUAGCCAUCUCAGCCAUCACUAUAACACCAGAACGAGAGAGCGUUGUGGACUUCAGCAAGCGGUACAUGGACUAUUCUGUGGGGAUCUUAAUCAAAAAGCCCGAAGAAAAAAUCAACAUCUUCUCUCUCUUUGCUCCUUUCGACUUUGCGGUGUGGGCUUGCAUUGCUGCGGCCAUCCCUAUAGUUGGUGUCUUGAUAUUUGUCCUGAACCGCAUCCAGGCGGUCAGGGCACAGAACGCUUCCCAGCCAAGCCCUUCAGCUUCCUCCACCCUCCACAGUGCCAUCUGGGUUGUGUACGGCGCCUUUGUUCAGCAAGGGGGUGAAUCUACCGUCAAUUCUGUGGCUAUGCGCAUUGUAAUGGGAAGCUGGUGGCUCUUCACCCUUAUCGUGUGCUCUUCCUACACCGCGAACUUAGCAGCAUUUCUCACAGUAUCAAGAAUGGAUAAUCCUAUAAGAACAUUUCAGGAUCUGUCCAAACAAAUGGAUAUAUCUUACGGUACAGUCAGGGAUUCAGCAGUGUAUGAAUACUUUAAAGCAAAAGGGACAAACCCUUUGGAGCAGGAUAACACCUUUGCUGAGCUGUGGAGGACUAUCAGUAAGAAUAACGGGGCAGAUAAUUGUGUAUCGAACCCUUCUGAAGGCAUCAGGAAGGCAAAGAAAGGAAACUAUGCUUUCCUGUGGGAUGUGACGGUGGUGGAAUAUGCUGCGCUGACGGACGAUGAAUGCUCUGUGACAGUCAUUGGAAACAGCAUCAGCAGCAAAGGAUACGGGAUCGCACUCCAGCAUGGAAGUCCUUACAGAGAUCUUUUCUCUCAGAGGAUCUUAGAGUUGCAAGAAAGCGGAGACUUGGAUGUACUUAAACAGAAAUGGUGGCCACGGAUGGGACGUUGUGACCUGAAUAGCCAUACCAAUGCACAGACAGAUGGGAAGGCACUCAAGCUUCACAGUUUUGCAGGCGUUUUCUGCAUUUUAGCAAUAGGCCUUCUUCUUGCAUGCUUGGUGGCAGCAUUGGAGUUGUGGUGGAACAGCAACCGUUGUCAUCAAGAAACACCGAAAGAGGACAAAGAAGUGAACCUGGAGCAGGUCCAUAGACGCAUGAACAGUUUAAUUGAUGAAGACAUAGCCCACAAGCAGAUCUCUCCAGCGUCCAUUGAAAUCUCAGCCUUGGAGAUUGGUGGCAUGCAGCCAACUCAGACCCUGGAGCCGGUACGCGAAUACCAGAACACGCAACUUUCUGUCACCACCUUUUUACCAGAACAGACAACUCAUGGUGCCAGCAGAACACUCACAGCUGCCUCCAGCAGCACCCUGCCGCUGCCCCUGAGCAGCUCGGCCACCAUGCCCUCCAUACAGUGUAAACACAGGUCGCCAAAUGGAGGACUAUUUCGUCAGAGCCCCGUGAAAACCCCGAUCCCAAUGUCAUUUCAGUCUGUGCCGGGGGGAGUCAUUCCAGAAGCAAUGGAGCCCUCGCAUGGAACAUCCAUAUGA